This is a messenger RNA of Pelobates cultripes (western spadefoot toad), 1188 nucleotides long. The record is from the annotation of a GenBank genome assembly. NCBI's taxonomy places the organism in Eukaryota, Metazoa, Chordata, Amphibia, Anura, Pelobatidae.
AUGGCCCCAAUGUAUGCUAAUAGUUAUAUGUAUAUAUUCAAACAAGAACAUAUCCUCUCACAAUUCCAUGAAAGUAUAUUGUUUUACCGUCGUUUUAUCGACGAUAUCAUGAUUAUUUGGAACAAUGUGGGACCCACUCCAAACCAAAUGCUUGAGAUCAUUAAUAAUUUGGACACGUCAGUUCGCCUCACGAUGACUACAAGUGAGGAACAGAUUGACUUUCUAGAUGUUCGUGUGUACAAGGAGGAUGGCAAAAUAGCCUACACCCUAUUCAAUAAAUUAACUGAUAGGAAUACACUCCUGCAUGCUGAAAGCCACCAUCCAAGACAUCUUAUCAAUUCACUUCCUCAAUCACAGUUUAUGAGGGUAAUUCGAAACAAUUCUAAUGUGGCAAAUAUAAAGAUUCAGCUACAAACUAUGUGGGACAAAUUCCUUGCACGGGGUUACAACCCCAGAAAUUUAUCAAAAGCAUUGGACAGGUGUUAUGAAACACCAGUACAACGGACAGACACAAGAGAAAGAUUGGUCUUUCCUGUAACGUACACUACCAUAUCGGACAACAUUAAACAACCAGUGGAUAGAAAUUGGAGAAUAUUACAAAAUGAUACCAGUUUACCAUCACAGUUUAAACAACGCCCAAUGAUGUGCUAUCAAAGGGGUAGCAAUUUGAGGGAUUUACUGGUUAAAACUGAUCCCACUCAUUGUUAUAGCCAACCAACUACCUACCAGAAUGCGGGGUGUUACAGAUGCUUGGGCUGUGUGACGUGUAGUCAUAUGAUUCCCAGCAAAUCGUUUACUCACCCUCAUACAGGGAAGAAAUAUCUAAUAAGACACAGACUCACCUGUACAAGUGAGUAUGUCAUCUACAAAUUGGGGUGUCCUUGUGGUUUGGCAUAUGUGUGGAAGACUGAGUUACCACUACAUGAAAAAAUUCGGAACUAUCGAUUGAGUAUACGCAUCGCAUACAGGGAUAAAGGAUCAGAACUACCGGUUGCGAAACACUUUUUGGAAUUUAACCAUCCUCUCCCCACAAUGAAGUUUUUGGCGAUUGAUCAUAUUCCACAACCGCUGAGGGGUGGUGAUCGUAAGAAGCUCUUACUACGAAGGGAACUAUACUGGAUCAGAACUUUAGACACAUUGCAACCCAGAGGAUUGAAUAAAAAAUAUACUCUGGGGGUUUUUCUAUGA